Molecule: messenger RNA, 1704 nt
Organism: Amblyraja radiata (thorny skate)
Lineage: Eukaryota; Metazoa; Chordata; Chondrichthyes; Rajiformes; Rajidae
Product: ADAMTS-like protein 1
Biological process (GO): extracellular matrix organization
Cellular component (GO): extracellular matrix
Source: RefSeq, a predicted model, not a curated record
UCUUCAGGAAGCUGCAGGCUUCAAAUAGACAGGGCUGCAGUGUGUUAGCGGAUCCUUCUCUGUGACAUUGCACAGAGCAGCAGUGUGCAGCUUAUUCAGGUUACCAGGGACGCCAGCGAGCCCACUAACAUGGACCCCUGUCACUGGGCAACAGCUACUAUUUUUCUUCAGAUCCUGCUCUUUAUGGUACUGAGUUGGCGAACAGCCCGCUCAGAGGAGGACGUAGGCUCACAGUGGGAUGCCUGGGGUCAGUGGAGUGAGUGCUCGCGGACCUGUGCUGGAGGUGCCUCAUACUCACUGCGGCGAUGUCUGAGCAAUCGAAAUUGUGAUGGGCAGAAUAUCCGUUACAGGACAUGCAGCAGUGUGGACUGCCCCCCAGAAGCUGGGGAAUUUCGUGCACAGCAAUGUUCUGCUCACAACGACGUCAAGUACCAGGGCCAGUACUACGAAUGGCUUCCUGUCUACAAUGACCCUGAGAAGCCCUGUGCAUUGAAGUGUCUGGCAAAGGGAACAUCAGUGAUCGUGGAACUGGCACCAAAAGUGCUUGAUGGCACCCGGUGUUACACUGAGACUUUGCACAUGUGUAUCAGUGGAAACUGCCAAGUUGUUGGCUGUGAUCACCAGUUGGGAAGCAGCGCCAAGGAAGAUAACUGUGGAAUCUGCGACGGAAAUGGCUCCACUUGUAGACUUGUGCGAGGACAAUACAAAUCUCAACUAUCAUCGAAUAAGUUGGAUGACACCAUCAUUGCCAUUCCAUAUGGAAGUCGACAUGUCCGAAUUGUACUCAAAGGCCCAGACCAUCUGUAUUUGGAAACAAAGACUCUUUUGGGCCAGAAAGGGGAGAACAACCUCAGCACACCCGGACCCUUCAGCAGUGUAAACACCAGCUUCGAUUUCCAGAAACUUCCAGACAAGGAGAUCCUGAGAGCAAGUGGGCCACUUGGAGCAGAUUUCACCGUGAUGAUACAACAUAUGGGGAUAGGAGAGAGUGUGGUACAAUUUUUCUUUUACCAGCCAAUCAUACAUCAAUGGAGAGAAACCGAUUUCUUCCCGUGUUCUGUUACUUGUAGUGGAGGGUACCAGCUGACAUCUGCGGAAUGCUAUGACCUGCGUAGUGAGCGUGUGGUAUCUGACCAGUACUGUCAUUACUAUCCUGAAAACAUAAAGCCAAAGCCCAAGUUGCAGGAGUGCAACAUGGAUCCCUGUCCUGCCAGUGAUGGCUACAAACAGAUCUUUCCCUUUGACCACUUCCAACCACUUCCUCGGUGGGAAAGUAGCCCUUGGACUGCCUGCUCAAGCUCAUGUGGAGGAGGUGCCCAGCUCCGCACUGUCUCCUGUGUUGAGGAAGAUAUCAAUGGACAAAUCACCAAUGCCGAGGAGUGGAAGUGCAUGUACAUACAGAAAUUUCCCGUCAUGCAACCCUGUAACCUCUUUGAUUGUCCAAAAUGGUUGUCGCAGGAAUGGUCUCCUUGUACAGUGACAUGUGGACAAGGCCUCAGAUAUCGGGUGGUCCUGUUCGAUCACAGAGGACUGCACGCUGGUGGCUGCAACCCCAAGAAAAAACCUCAUGUCAAAGAGGAAUGCACAGUCAUGGUUCCAUGUUAUAAACCCAAAGAGAAACUCCCUGUGGAAGCAAAGCUGCCGUGGUACAAACAGGCACAGGAGCUGGAGGAAUUGCUGGUUGUUUCCGAGGAGCCUUCGUGA